AUGAGCAUCGCGUCAACAUAUCAAUGGCAAGUUGAUGAAGUACUAGCCCAAGUAGUUCACUGCAAUACCUCCAAUGAAGUUUGGACUGCUCUCAAUUCCGCUUCUGCAUCUCAAUCUCGUUCAAAGGCUGUGCAAGUUUGCUCCCAACUUGCCACUGUUCACAAAGGUGGUCAAACUGCAAGUGAAUACUUCAUGCUUAUCAAGUGGCUUACUGAUGAAUUAGCAAUCGCUGGCCAAGAGAUGAAAUGCGAUGAUAUUAUCACAUACUUGUUGGUUAUUUUAGGUCCAGAGUACGAUUUCCUUGAUUCCACUAUUUCGCAUAUGGAUGGUUCUAUUAUUCUGGAAGAGGCAUAUUCUAUGCUCCUCACAUGUAAAGCUCGCAUCCAACACAACCAUCAGGCAAUUAUCGUACCUAAUGCCACACCAAUGUUGCAUUAA
Fraxinus pennsylvanica is the source of this 438-nucleotide messenger RNA. The record is from the annotation of a GenBank genome assembly. Lineage: Eukaryota; Viridiplantae; Streptophyta; Magnoliopsida; Lamiales; Oleaceae.